Messenger RNA from Rhododendron vialii, 2180 nucleotides. RefSeq names its product probable protein phosphatase 2C 12. Gene Ontology annotation, biological process: protein dephosphorylation. The record is from RefSeq and is a predicted model, not a curated record. NCBI's taxonomy places the organism in Eukaryota, Viridiplantae, Streptophyta, Magnoliopsida, Ericales, Ericaceae. Bases 293 to 1591 code for a protein of 432 amino acids. Gene Ontology annotation, molecular function: protein serine/threonine phosphatase activity. The transcript has 10 exons.
GAAAUGCACAAAAACAAAGCAGAAGAGACGAACACCUUCAUUUGCGCCCCCUCCUCUCUCUCUGUCUCUCUCUCUCUUUCUCUCUCUCUCUCUCUCUGGUCGAUGAAAUUCCUGCAGCGGACGACGGGAUCCGCGUUUUUCGAUUCCUGAAACUUGCCAUUCGAUCAACCUCCGCCUGUAGCAGCCGUCGCCAACACCAUCCUCUCUAUCUGAAGAAAGUGCAUGGAGGGUUAGCUGGUAAGGCACCUUCUUUGAAAGGAGGCUUUCGUUUUGUUUUGAAGGGGGCUGAACAAUGUCCUCGAAGGGUGAACAUCAAACUGUUCCACUUUCGGUGUUGUUAAAGCGUGAAGUGGCACAAGAAAAGAUUGAAAGGCCUGAGAUUUCUCAUGGUCAGGCUGGCCAAAGCAAGAAAGGGGAGGAUUUGACGUUAGUCAAGACGGAGUGCCAACGCGUUGCAGGAGAUGGGGUUUCCACGUAUUCUGUUUUUGCGCUAUUUGACGGGCACAAUGGGUCUGCAGCUGCCAUAUAUACCAAAGAGAAUCUUCUAAGUAAUGUUUUGGCUGCUAUUCCUUCAGAUCUCAACAGAGAUGAAUGGGUUGCAGCGCUGCCAAGGGCUUUGGUUGCUGGGUUCGUAAAAACUGACAAAGAUUUUCAAGAGAAAGCACAAACUUCGGGAACGACUGUCACCUUCAUGAUUAUUGAAGGAUGGGUCAUAACUGUAGCAUCUGUUGGUGAUUCUCGUUGCGUUCUUGAAUCAGCUGAAGGCGGAAUAUACUAUAUGUCAGCAGAUCACAGGCUUGAAUGCGAUGUAGAAGAGAGAGAGCGUAUUACUGCUAGUGGUGGUGAGGUUGGUCGGCUCAAUACUGGAGGUGGUACAGAGAUUGGUCCUCUAAGAUGUUGGCCUGGUGGCUUGUGUCUUUCCCGUUCCAUUGGAGAUAUGGAUGUCGGCGAGUUCAUUGUCCCUGUUCCUUAUGUAAAGCAAGUGAAGUUAUCGACUGCUGGUGGCAGGAUUAUUGUCUCAAGCGAUGGGGUUUGGGAUGCUUUAUCUGCGGAGAUAGCAUUUGAUUGUUGUCGUGGGAUGCCACCAGAUUCUGCAGCUUCACAGAUAGUAAAAGAAGCUGUACAAGUGAAAGGACUUCGAGAUGAUACAACGUGCAUUGUGAUUGAUGUACACCCUCCAGAGAAGCCAAAUCCCCCUUUGCCACCUCCAAAGAAGCAGGGUAAAGGAGUUUUUACAUCCAUGUUUCGGAAGAAGUCUACCGAGUCAUCGAAUGAUCCUCAACAACCUGAAAAAGAAUUUUGUGAGCCUGAUGUGGUGGAAGAACUAUUCGAGGAAGGAUCCGCAAUGCUAUCAGAAAGGUUGGAUACUAAGUACCCCCUCUGCAACAUGUUCAAGUUGUUCAUGUGUGCAGUUUGUCAAGUAGAGAUAAAACCAGGAGAGGGUAUUUCGAUACACGCGGGUGUUUCAACUUCAGCGAAAUUGCGGCCUUGGGAUGGCCCUUUCCUUUGCUUAGGGUGCCAAGAGAAGAAAGAUGCCAUGGAAGGGAAAAGACCUUCUGGAGAUGGAAGAUAUAGUAGCGGAAGUGACUAGUCAAAACUUUUCUUAAGUAGACCUGCUUUUUUGCGAGCACUAACUAUUGUUCCGGCCUGAUUGUAAACGGGAAGGCAGAGCUUUCUUGCCCUAUAUCCCCCUUCUGUAUGACGGGUUUGAGCAUUUUGAUCCAUCUUUGACAAUUGGUUGGGACCCGUGUGGACUUGUGUUUCCUUGCUCCAUUCAGAACAUCAGAGUUCGUUUAGUGUUUUGGGAAAUCUGUUUCAGACUCUGGGACAUUUUUCACUUCCGCCUGCCUCCUCUGGUAGAUACGUGUACACAUGGUUUAGAGAAUCAUCUCCUUCUGAAUUUGUUCAAUUGUAUUCUAGUCGUUCCCUUUCAUAGAGCUAACCAUCACGUGUAAGCAGCGAUCACUACAGUGUAAUAUUGAUAGGGAAACUCUUUUGUGAUUGUUCUGCUACGGAAUUUGUUCGUGUAUAAUCAAUCUGUAAUGUCUUGCCAAAAAGAAGGUAGUUUCUUCAGGAUGGGGAAUUCAUACUGUUUUCCCUUCCUUUUCUUUUUCUUUUUUUUCCGUGAACAUUUUCUGUAAUUCACUGCUGAUGAAAGAAAAAAACAGCUGUUCCAUCAA